UGCGCAGUGGGGGUCAGCUGACAGUUGUGACCAACCAACGGGUGUAACAUCUCAACUGAAGAGCCACUGAACGGAGAAAACAGCCUCCCUCUGUCUAUAAUAACCGUAUCAGCCGCGGAGAACCGGAUAGCCGUUACCCCCCGAUACCUGGACACGUCCUCCCGCCUCCAGCAGGAUGAGUGUUGGCGCUCCGAGAGGCCUGGCCAGCUCGGGGCAGAAGCCCAUCGCGGAGAUCCUCCACCCGCUGUCCGCCGCCGAGGAGCCGCUCUCCGUCUCCGUCACCGUCAACGUCGAAGGGGACAAGGAAGCGGGGCUGACCAACGGCACGCCGGUCGAGACGUCGAGUCCCGCCUCCACGUCCUCGCUGUUCAACAGGCUGCAGCUGGACGACGACCUGGAAGCAGAUGUCCGCGACCCCUACACAGAAAGCACAGAGACGCGUGACCUUUUUGUCACAGUCGAUGACCCAAAGAAGCACGUCUCCACCAUGGAGACCUACAUCACCUACAGAGUCUCCACCAAGGUGGAUCCUCUGCUGCGCCCUCACUGCCGUCUGCCAACAACACGGGUAGAGUUUGAUCUACCGGAGUACUGCGUGCGGCGGCGCUACCAGGACUUUGACUGGCUGAGGAUCAAGUUGGAGGACAGCCAGCCGACCCACCUCAUCCCUCCGUUGCCAGAGAAGUUCGUGAUGAAGGGCGUGGUGGAUCGUUUUUCGGAGGAGUUUGUGGAGACGAGGAUGAAAGCUCUGGAUAAGUUCCUUAAGCGAGUUGCCGAUCACCCCGUCCUCUCCUUCAACCCUCAUCUAAACGCUUUCCUAACUGCCAAGGACCUGAACAAGCGUCAGGGUCUGGCCCUGCUGACCAAGGUGGGAGAGUCGGUGAAGCACGUGGCCGGAGGCUACAAGCUGCGGGCGCGGCCGGCCGAGUUCUGCGCCAUGGGAGAAUACCUGGACACCUUCAACCAGAAACUGGGAACCAUCGACCGCAUCGCUCAGAGGAUCCUCAAAGAGCAGUCAGAGUACCUGACCGAGCUGCGUGAGUACGGCACCGUGUACUCCAGCUGGGUGGGGUCGGAGGAAGAGCUGCGGCGCCCCCUUGAGGGCGUGGCCGGCUGCGUGACGACGUGCUGCGGAGCGCUGGAGGACCUCGGUGAGAACAUGAGCCAGGACUUCCUGCCGGUACUCCGAGAGUAUGUCCUCUACAUCGAGUCCAUGAAGAAUGUUUUGAGGAAGCGAGACCAGAGCCAGGCGGAGUACGAGGGCCGACUAGAAGCGGCCAUAUUGCGCAAACAGGAGGACAGAACGCCAAUGCCGCUGGAGGUAGAGAAAUGCCAGGACAAAGUGGAGUGUUUCAACGCUGACCUGAAGGCAGACUGGGAGCGCUGGCAGAGCAACAAGAGACAAGACUUCAAGCAGCUUCUCACCGGCAUGGCCGACAAAAACAUCAACAACUACGAAAAGUGCCAGGCAUCAUGGGAGUCACUCAUAACUCUCCUCCAGGACAAACAGACUGAGGACAAAAUGAGCGAGACGAACUGAAACAUCUCCUCGUGUCUCUCUCCCUCUCUGUACAACACGCUCUCUCAUGCCAAGAGAAGAAGAAAAAAAAGGACGAACCCGGGCUGCAGAUUUGCACUGCAGGACUUUGCCCCUGUUGGCCUGUGAGGUGAUUAUACGGAGGGUAGUCGUCCCUCGCGGACAUUUGACCUGCGAAGGAGGUAACAAUUGGUACAUUCAAGGACAGCUGGGAAAGCGGAGAGACUAUGUACAGACAUUUUCCUUUGUUGUUGUUUUUGUCGCCGUUUUAUUGACUUUUUCUACUUAAUAUUUCCAUAUAACUGUCGGUUGCCAAUGUGUUUAUUUAACCGCUGUUUUCUGUCUGUUCUCUCCACGUUCACGUUGAGCCAAAUGUGAAGGAUAACUCUUCAGCGCUGCAGAUAAAAAGAUUAGAUCAUAAUAUAUGAAGUAUUGAGAGCAUCCCCAUGAUUUCUUUUUUUUCUUCCUGUCAGGUUGUAAAACUCUUCUGAAAAUAUAACACUGCAACAAGACUUAUGACAUGCUAAGGACCAUACCCGUUGUUUUCUUAUUUCUUAUUCUCCCUGCAACCAUUUGUUAUUAUGGAAAUCAACUUGGAGAGACUUGAAUCUAGCUGGAGCAUCAGAGCUUCAUGACACAUCCUUUUUGUUCAACCUAAAACUAAAGCGCAGGAUGUGUAACGUCAACUGUCAGAGCGAGACGUCGGUAAAAGACUGAUCGUUCUUGAAAGGGAAACUUUAGGAUUUAUUAUUGAUCUGCAUCCUUACAGAUAAAUAGACACAAAGCAAAGCUGCAUUUCAGAGUGAUGAAACAAGCGCGGGUGUCCCGGUUGAAUGUUGAGCUUUAUCAGGGAGGUGAUUUUUGCACAUGCACAGCAGAUUUGUUCAUAACAUCUGUGUUUUGAGUGCAGUGUAGCAGCAUCACCUGGUGGUUAAGAUGAUAAUAGUUUUCAUUCUUAUGACAGUGGUGGCUUUAACAGUGUGCUCCGUCUGUUGGUUUCUCUUUGACAUAACAUGUUUGUUUUUUAGCCUAGUCAUUUGAACACGCAGUCGUGAUUUCACAUUUCUUCUUCAAACAAAGACUUUCACUCAGAUGAAGACUAUAAAUGGAACGGUCAGAAUUCUCCAAUGAAAAGCACAAAGAGGAAAUUGAAGGUGUUAUUUAUUCUCUUUAAACAAAGGAAAAUAAUCGGGUCAAAACUUUUUUUAACAUCAAAUGUCAUUUUCUUGCAGUAGUCUGCCACAGUGACACUCAUUAAGAGAACAUUUUUUUUUUAAAGAAACAAACACUGCAUUGUGCCAUUUUAAAAAAUGAGGGUGGGGGGGGGGUAAAAGUUCUGCACUCUUUAAGAAGAAUGAGUCUCACAGGCUGCAUAUCCCCUGAAUAACCUUUUAGAAAAGAGGUUAGAGCUGUCUGUUUAAGUUGAAAUAGGUUCUUAAACUUGCUGAUGCCGCUGGCGUACAGGGGAACAAGGAGCACUGAGGCUUCUGGGAAAUCUCUGCUGUGUCAUAUAAACACCUGAGGAAUUGGAUAAACCAACACUCAAAGGAGUUUUUGUGAAAGCUCUUCAGGUCAGAGCCAGACAUUGCAAAAAAAGCUACAUUCUGAGUAAUACACCCUUUACUUUAAAAGCUCUAGUUUGUUUUAAUGAUGCAGUAAUGUGGAAAUUAUUUUCAGUUUGGUUCUCACAGCGCAGUGUUGCAAUAUGGCCUCUUCUCUCAGCCGUGAUUCAUAGGAAACCUUUUCCCCUUUUUCAGAUGCAGUAGUACUGCAGCACGUACGACCAACAGCAUUUCUGUGUCACACUUGGCUCAAAAUGUUGCUGAUGCCUUAAAGGAAAGAAAUCCAUUCUGAGAGAUUCUGUUAUACGUCAAUGCUUAACCUUUAGUUGAACCCGCUUUUCAAUCACACAGGAUAGAUGCAGCGUGCUGAGAGUUUAUCUAUAUUCCUAAUAUCCUGGCUAAUUUAAAUUGACUUUCUCCUCUCUGUCCUCAGCUGUACUGCUCGCUCAUUACACUCAGCAUGAAGUAUAGAAAACAUACCAAUCCUGACCAGGGCAGAUAUCCUCCCAGAACCACAUUUACAAAGACAAUGAUUUUAACUUUGGUUCAUUUCCUUGCACUACAAAACUGUUAUUUUUUUACAACAAAUGUCCUAAUUUCUCUUUUGAUAAAGAGUUUCUUUAGCGUAAAGUCAUUUGUUUCAGAAAUGAGGUGCUGAUUUGACUUUCGGGAUUGGCUCCUAGAUGCUCCUGUGUUUUAGUUGUUUCUUUUUAGAUGUCCUUUUGUCAGAUUGUCUUUGAAUGGCCCUUGCCCUGAUUGUAUAGGCUGAUGUCACAUUACUGAACAAGCCAUCAAAUGUGAGUGCUGCAAGACAGCUGUGAGAGGAAGAACCUGCGGCUGCUUGCAAACUGGUUUUAGUACUUUGUCAGUUCUCUUUUUAUUCUUCCCUCAUGCUUUUCCUCUUGAGCUUUAAAAAGCACGACGCUGAUUCUGUUUCUUCUGACCAGAAGUCAGCAAGGUGACGCAUGAAGAGAAUUUUUAUUCAGGCAUUUUGAAUGCAGCCAGCAAGAUGGAGAGAAGCUUUCUGAGUCACUGCAUUCCAGUGUCGAGGCAGCCACAGCGGACAGCACCACAGAUGCACUGAUGCUAAACUACUGUAUUUGUUUCGACAUAUUAAAAUCCACCACAAAGAGGUGUUCACAAAUCUAAACAAAGCUUCGCCUGUUUCUCUCACAUAAACAAUAGAAGAAGACUUACAUUUGUAUCUUCAAACUACCACUUUAAAAGAGCAGUUCCUCACUAAUUAAGGUUUUGCUUCUACAUUGUCGAUCCUUUGUAUUUCUAUAAUUAUCAAAAUGUAUAUAAACAUGCUCCAAAGUAUACAGAUUAAAUCCCUUUUUAAUUCGAUUAGCAACAACAGGAAAAGGCAACACUAUCGGGCACAGUUCAGGGUACCCUGUAGAGUUUUUGAGUUUAAGAAAAAGUGAAUGUAAACAUACAUUUGAAAGAAAACUCUACUGGGAACAUUUAAACCAGGUUGUUUUAUCAGACUGUAGCAUUUGUGCAUCUGUGACUUUCCUGCUGUAUGGUGUGUAGAUGAAGUAACUCGGGAUCAUUCAUAAUGGCAAUAUACUGUAUAAUAAUAAUAAUAAUAAUAUACCCCAAUGUACAGCUGAAUUAUAUGGUACAGCUGAGUCUAUUUUUGUAUAAAAGAAGCAGGUGAUCAUUGUUAGGAUUGUGAAGAUUACAAUAACACAUUUCAGAAGAGAUUCUUAGAGAUUUGCAUAACCAAAAUAUGAAGAAUUCAACUUUUUAUUUUUUAUUUUCGAUGCUUAUUGGAACCCCAAAAAUUGACUUCUUCUUACUCAUAGCCGUUGUAAAAUCCCCAUCUUAUACUGUGUGCCUGCUGAAUUAUUUUUGCACUAUAUGUAUAUGUAGCUCCAACUCCUGGCUGAUAUGUCUGCGGAAAACAAAUUCCAACAAAAAACCUAAUUCGCUUUCUUUCAGUUGCCAAAAAUAAUAAUGAGUAGUCUGGUGUCGAUCUGUAAUUUUAAGGCAUCGGUAUCGUUUGCAAAGCUGAUUGAUGGUUAAAUCCCCAAACGGGGACGAUGAAGGCUGACACUGUAAGAGCCUCUACUGAAGGGAAAGUAAGAUAUGUCAUUUUUCUUUUUCUUUUUUGUACAAAUCAAAUGUUUCUAAGCCAAAUGUCCCCGUCUUUUCCACAGGUUUUAGAUUCACACAGGAAGAGAAAAUCUGAUUUGCAGCGCAGGAUAAACCUGAUCAAUCAAACCGGUAUGAAAGGUUAAAAAUCAGACGACGUAUGAACGUGUGAAUCUAGCUUCAGUCUUUUCAUUUCUGUUCCUCCCCAGUGUGUACUGUUUACGUUCAGUCAUUUGAAUGUUAAUAACAUAUUGUUGUAAUUAUAAAUAAGCUUGUAUAUUGAUGUCGUUUUGAUGCAAUUUAUCUUUACCUCAAAAGAUUGUUUUGGAUAUAUUGGACCAAUAAUAAAAAGAAAGAAUGCGUUUGAUA
This is a messenger RNA of Cottoperca gobio, 5568 nucleotides long. RefSeq names its product sorting nexin family member 30 (gene snx30). The record is from RefSeq and is a predicted model, not a curated record. Gene Ontology annotation, cellular component: early endosome; phagophore assembly site. The coding region runs from base 176 to 1540 and encodes 454 amino acids. Gene Ontology annotation, biological process: piecemeal microautophagy of the nucleus; endocytic recycling; protein transport. NCBI's taxonomy places the organism in Eukaryota, Metazoa, Chordata, Actinopteri, Perciformes, Bovichtidae. Gene Ontology annotation, molecular function: phosphatidylinositol binding. The transcript is spliced from 10 exons.